AGGUAAAACACCACACAGAGUAGAGUGCAAAAUUUGACAUAAGCUGCAUUGCGAUUAACAUUAUAUUGUAGUUUAUCAAGAAAAAGUUGUUGGUUUUUCGUGUAAUUUUACAUUAAACUGUUGCAUUAGAAUGUAUCCAAAAAAUGGUGAUUACAACCAUCAUCAACAAAAGCAUCCUUCAGCUCCUCCAUCGAACUACGAUAUGACGUCACAGCCAAUGUAUCCAACAAGCUAUCCAAUUCCACAACAAGCCCCACAAAUGCUGUAUCGUCCCCAUUCGGCUCCACCGCCUUCGUACACAAUGGUGCAGCAGCCAUCAUACGUUCAAAGUGCUCCGAUGUUACCGCCAACAUUACCAAAUUACAUUUAUCCACCACAGGUAGCCUUUCAACAGGGUCCACCACCGAGCUAUGGUGUCCCUCAAUAUCCUACUGGAUACUGUCCAGCUCCUCCAUAUCAGCGACAGAUUCAACCGAUGCAACAACAUGUGAUGUAUAGUGAUCCCACCAUGCAGAAAGCCGUUUUUGAUGCUGGUGCUAGAUUUAACGGAAAAGGUGGAGCUUCGAUGAGCGUUCCACCCCCACCCCCAGGCUAUUUACCAAACGCAGCACAGAUUGCUGCUAUGCAAGGACAGACGGUUAUGAUGGAGAAAAAAGAGGAGAACUUCUUUACUGGCGGUAAGGGAGGCGGAGUCACCUUUUGGUAGUUUCUCGAUCAAUAUCGUGCAUAUAAAAUGGAAAAAAUUAAAGUAAAUUUACAACAUACAUCGCAAGAAGCUGAAGCUGAAGAAAAUAAAAAUUUAAAUUAGAUUUACUUCGUUGUCUUAAACCAGAAGUUAUUGUGUUUAUUUUUAUAAGUUUGUUGUUUUAAUAAAAAAAAAAGUUCGGAAAAAGACACAAAA
Messenger RNA from Bradysia coprophila, 901 nucleotides. RefSeq lists its product as uncharacterized. NCBI's taxonomy places the organism in Eukaryota, Metazoa, Arthropoda, Insecta, Diptera, Sciaridae. The record is from RefSeq and is a predicted model, not a curated record.